AUGCCCACAGGCGCAGCGCGUGUCCGAGGGCUGAACGCUGCACCUCUCCAUGGAGAUCUACAGAAGUUUACGGAGCUAUGCCAAACUACCGAAGAUCCAAGACGACGUAAACUUUACGUUUACGGGGGUAUGCACCCCAAGGAUUUCAAAAGGAACAUUCCAAGCAACGAUUUCUACGUCUGCGAUAUGGAUAAAAUGGAGUUCACAAACCUGACGGAUUCCUUGACUUAUGCCGUUCCAGGAGACCCAUUUGCUGUUGCAGCAUGUUGGCGAAAGACAAAACGCCUUCCUGCACUUGGAGAGCCUGGUAUCGCGUUCGCCGAAAUAAGCGGCAUUCCAGUCGUUUUUCUUUUUGGCGGACACGAUCUCGAUCGCGAUGUUCCAUCCUCAAAACUGAUUGCAGUGAACACCCUACACCUCGAGUGGUUUUAUGUGGACUUUGAGCCUGUGCAGAAGCCUAGAAUGGUUGCUCCUCGCCUGAAGCCAGCCAUGGUGGCCUACAACGAAAAGCUUUACAUAUUUGGAGGGGUUCCGUCGUACGACGAACCCAGAAAACAAGCCUACCAUCGCUCGUAUUCCAUUGCUGCUUUCCAGCCAGGCAAGUUGAAAUGGAAGUGGAUAGCGGCAGAUGAACCUUAUCCCAACGAGCUGCAACAGAAUUUUCGAAGUGGUGUCAUGGUGCACGGUGGACAAGCAAUAUUGCUUGCUCCUGGAAAAGUGUUUCGAGACUCCGAAAGAGUGAUUGACUUCACCAGCAAGAGUCUCUAUUAUUUCAUCCCAAGAAAGAACAUAUUCGAAAGACUCCGCGACACUGGAGUACAACUGCCGCGAGACGUUCACUGGUAUUACCUACGUGCUUAUGAUCCCGAUGCUCUCCAGAAGGACGCGGUCUACAAUCCGACAACUCCAUCUGCCAUCUUAUGCACCUGGGUUCCAGAUAUUGAACAUCCGCGAGAUUAUCUCACAGUAGAGGGAUGGCGUCUAUUUCUACCGCCAGACCAACCUGAACGAAUGGAGUGCUUCAACAUGAAGACAGAGGUUUCGAAACUCGAUCUGGACUUGCAGCGCUUCACUCUCGUUGGAAAGAGAAUGUUUCUCAUGGGUUCAGGUGGAGAGAAGGUGAAUGGGGAAGCGAUGUGUGAUACGUACGUGGAGUUUUCCGUUGAUGAAUAG
Molecule: messenger RNA, 1173 nt
Organism: Cyclocybe aegerita
Lineage: Eukaryota; Fungi; Basidiomycota; Agaricomycetes; Agaricales; Hemipholiotaceae
Source: the annotation of a GenBank genome assembly